UUUCACUCUGAAACUUCCUUCAUCAAAAGAAUAAUUUUAUUUUUCUAUUUCCAUAGAAGAAGCUCAAGCAAGGUAAGGGUCUGGACUUCAGCAUACUACUGGAUGCGCCCUCAUAGCUCACUGAAGCAAGAGUUUCUCAAGAAAUGGAUAAUGGGUCUCCAAAGAUGUAGCUUCUCGAAGAAGAACAUGAGCAUCUUGGAGAGGAGAAAGACAAUAAAAUUCUCAGCAGAUAUAGCCAUGGCGUCUGCAAGAAACGGUACCACUUGUUGGAGUCGUGCCCUCAUUUCCAAUGCUUCCAAAGACGGCUCCAACAACCACCACCUCGUCAAACAAAUGUUGGGUCCAGAAUCCAACAGGCCGACGGUGGCCGCGAACAUAGCGCCGACGAGACGAGCAUUGGUGUGCAAGAAGAUCGUGAAACAGAGUCGCCGGAUACGUCGAAGAAGAAGGAAAUGUGUUGCAACAAGCUCCAUUGCCAAACAUCUAGUGAGGAAAAGAACACAGAUUUUGAAAAGUCUAAUACCAGGAGGGGAACUCAUGAAAAUCCGUUUGAUUGAGGAAACUCUAGAUUAUAUUGCAUCUCUCAUAGUUCAAGUUGAUGUAAUGCGAAGUCUUGCCAGAGCUAGUGAACCAUAAGAAGAAGAGCAUCAAUGGUGAAUCGCUAUUUGUUUUUGUUUUUCAGUUCAUCUUUGUUUUCUUCCUUUUGGACCAGUUAUAUAAUUGAAAGGAAAAUGGAAGCUG
Hibiscus syriacus is the source of this 741-nucleotide messenger RNA. RefSeq names its product transcription factor IBH1-like 1. Lineage: Eukaryota; Viridiplantae; Streptophyta; Magnoliopsida; Malvales; Malvaceae. The coding region runs from base 103 to 636 and encodes 177 amino acids. The transcript is spliced from 2 exons. Gene Ontology annotation, biological process: regulation of DNA-templated transcription. The record is from RefSeq and is a predicted model, not a curated record.